Molecule: messenger RNA, 2094 nt
Organism: Ctenocephalides felis (cat flea)
Lineage: Eukaryota; Metazoa; Arthropoda; Insecta; Siphonaptera; Pulicidae
Product: WD repeat-containing protein 47-like
Exons: 10
Coding region: 118-2094 (658 amino acids)
Molecular function (GO): protein binding
Source: RefSeq, a predicted model, not a curated record
GCGUAAUGUCAAUGUUAGUUGUUAGUAGUUUUUUUAGUUUUUAAAGUGUUUUUAUAGGUUUAAUUAGUGUAAGAAGUAUAAAGGAUCACUUGAUAAAGAUUGCGUAUCCGUUACGUGAUGCCACCACCUCCUCCGACUGCACAUCUGACUCUUCGAGAAGAAGAUGUUGUCCGAUUGGCACUCGAGUUCCUGCACAAUCGGGAUCUGCACAUUGCACAAUUGGCUCUGGAGAGAGAAACUGGAGUUAUAAAUGGUAAUUUUAGCGAUGAUGUCCUAUUUCUCAGACAGCUCAUCCUUGAUGGACAGUGGGAUGAUGUAUUGGAAUUUAUACAGCCGUUGGAAGCCCUACCUGAAUUUGAUUCGAGACGAUUCAGUUACAUAGUUUUAAGACAUAAAUAUGUUGAACUGCUUUGUAUUAAAUCAGAAGCUGCACAGGUUAGCAAUGUUGACAGUGCAGUGGACGAAGUAGUUCGAGUCCUAAGUGAUUUAGAAAAAUAUGCCCCCAGCAAAGACGAAUACUCAAACCUAUGUCUAUUACUAACUCUUCCUCGAUUGACAGACCAUUUAGAAUACAGAGAUUGGAACCCAAGCAAUGCAAGAGUUAGAUGUUUCAGGGAAGUUUAUCCCUUAGUUGAGAAAUUUUUAUCAAGUGCUACCACAACUAAUGGUGCCUUGAAUGGACAGGAUAAAUUUGGGGGCCAACAAGAGGCUAAAAAUGAUAGGCUGAUACAGUUGAUUAUUAAAGGAGUGCUUUAUGAGUCGUGUGUUAAUUAUUGUCAGGCAAAGGCUACAGGAUCAACAGUUAAAGACACAGGAUCAAAUCCAUCCACAAAUUCGGGUUCCCAAACAAAUUGUGGGUCCACAAUAACACAAGAGAUGAGUUUUUCAAGGCUGCUGGAUGGUUCUUUAGGAUUCUCUGACUCUGAUUUAAGUUUGUUGUCCUGGUUGCAAAGUAUACCAGGAGACACAUUUGCUGUGCCUUUUGAACAAAGGACCUUAAAUGUAGAUGUUGAAAGAUUAGAAAGGCCUGCACUGGAUGCAUCCUGGACUGAACAUAUGCUGGUUGUGCCGAUUAAACCAAGAGCCUUUCCACAUUCUGCAAUGCCUUUUACUAGACCAAGAAGUGCUGCUGAUGCCAUGACCAGAUCAUUGAUGCCUGGUUUGGAUGGUUUAGGCUCCACUGGACAUCCUGAUGGAGCAAACUCAGACUCAACAAAUCCAGGAGGUGUUAUGUCCAGAUCAAGUUUUGCCAGUUUUCAUUUAACCGGUGUUAGGAAUGGUAAACUGAUGUCUUCAAGUGUUGACAGGUUAUUUGAAAAUGCAGGAGAUGGUGAAGUAUUUUUAAGCAGUAGCUAUGCUGAUUUUCAUAACCCUAUGCCAGCCAUACAUGAAGGAGUUGCUAAAUCCAGAUCACCAGAUCUGUCACAGGCAUCAACACCAGAGCACCACCUGCCUCGUCCAAACGCUCCAAACAGUGGCAGAGACACACCACCUUCAACAAACAACUCAACAGCUCGGUCAUCUAGGAGGGACUCCUUAAAUGACUCCAAUAGAACUUACGCAGUACCUCACCAACAUCACACACAGCACAAAGAAGCCCCUCAGCAACAGUACCAUGCAGUGGUCCACAAUUCUGAAAAAAUCUAUGCCAGUCCCCACCAGGAUAAAAACCAAUACCAUUCUAGCCUGGAUCGAAUGGGUGGAGGAGCCAGGAAUGAAAGUCCAAUACAUAAUAGGACUGUCACAUCAUCUCCUGUACUUGGGGGACAGAUGAAGUCAAUGCAGAGCCCAACAAGGGUUCCUGGUGCUUCACCACCAUUAAAUCAUAGACCUGUCCCAAAUCAACAAUCAGCACAAAUCCCUUAUGCCAACUCUGGUUUAGGGAUCAUCACAUCCAACAAUACCCAAGUGCAAUAUCAGCAAGCUAAUGGUGACAAUUCAUCAGCAAGAACUGGUGAACUGUUAAGGGAGUACCAUCAGAAGCAGAAGUUAAGAACCAGUGACACAAAUGGGGGUCCCAAGGAGAUGAUGAUGCAGCAGCACCAGCAGCAGCAGAUAAGGGGGAAGCAGUUUAUUCAGGGAGGAGAUGGGUGA